Aspergillus sclerotioniger CBS 115572 is the source of this 2231-nucleotide messenger RNA. RefSeq lists its product as uncharacterized. The transcript has 3 exons. The record is from RefSeq and is a predicted model, not a curated record. The coding region runs from base 398 to 2122 and encodes 574 amino acids. Lineage: Eukaryota; Fungi; Ascomycota; Eurotiomycetes; Eurotiales; Aspergillaceae.
CCGGUUGAUGAUAUGAUAUACUUGCUGCCCUCCUGUCUCUCUUGAAUUAUGCAAUAAGGGCGCGUAUCUCUGGCUAGCCUGAGUCUGCUGAUGGGCUACCUCCGGAGGCGCCUGGUGCUCUUAACCCUAUCUACUUCUUGUUUUUUUUGCCUUCCAUCAAUAAGGCUGCCGGCGUCAACUUAUCUUGCAAGCUAGACGUUCGCUCUCAAGAGAGCUGGGUCGGAAGUCGAUGGAGCGCUUUCUUGUCUCCUAAAAGUCCCCGCUACACCGGCGUACGAUUAAGAUCAAAUUUGCCAACACUAUUCCGCUGCAAAACCACGAGCGGGAUCGCGGAGCAAUUUAGUCCUCGUCUCCUCUGGGUCUCGACCGGGGUCUGAAUUCUUCGCUGCGAGCAUGGAUGAAGCUGCACCACCCUGCCCACACCAUUCAACAUAAAGAACGCCUCUUGUCCGUCAGAGGUGUACAUACUACACCCACACUCCAUAAUGACGCGCCAAACUGUACGGACCGGCUCGAAAAUUUCGUGAAGAGCCAUACCGGUGACGAGCCUCACACCAAAGUCGGUUGUACAACAGAAGAACAGCAUUCUGUCUGCUCUCAAAGAGAUGAAUCGGCAGGGACUUCGACCGGAGCCACACCCCGUUCCCCAUCUUUCGAUAUAAACCCUUCGGGAUACGACGAGUCCAACAGCAAUACUGAGGAUUUAUACGACCCUCUCUUUGAUGACGAUUUUGAUCUCCAGGGAUUCGAUGCAGUCUUGCCUUCCCGGAAAAGGGAUGGAGACGAGGCUUUUCCCGAUGAAUGUGCUUCUUGGGACCAACCGAGCAAGAGGCAGGUCACUGAGCCCAAACAAGAUCUGACUACAGUGUCUCCGGACAAUACACCCUCGUUAUCAUCUCUAGAUUCUGUUCAGCCUGAUCAGGGUGGCACGGGACCACAUACGCCAUCGGACAUCGAAAAGCAACAGUCGCUAGCUACUCUCUUCGACCCUAUAGACCUCCUGCUUGAAGACCCGACGUGCGACAUUGCUUUGAAUAUUCCAGAUGGCGAGAUUCCUUUCAGCUUUGAUUUUCAAGGCGCGUGCAAUGGACAAGAAUUGAAGGAGGAUAUCCGAACAAUCUAUGAUAUACCCGACCAAGCCCUCGAACUGCCCUCGAUCAGCGAAAUUACCAAGGAACGGUUCUCUCUCAAUGAUUCAAACAUCAUUGACAACACUCACCGCGAGGUCCUGCAGCAGGUCUACGUCGAGCCAGAGUAUGCCUCGCCAUAUCCGGCUCAUGGAGGGCCCUUGGGAUAUCUUCCAUCAGCCCCAGGGCUCCACGUCAGGUGCAUGGAAGUGUCCGAGGAUCGGAUAAACUAUCGUCUCUCGAACCUGCGGACCAAGGUUCAUCAGCUGACGCUUGAGCGCAACAAAUACAAACAAGAGUUAGCACGGGUGUCGGACCUGACAGCCGUGGACCCGGAAACGGGUAAGACGAAAAGGCAGUUACUACUUGAGCAGAAUGCUAUGCUGCGGCGGGUGUGUUCGCGGCAUCGACAACGUGUGGAAGAGUACAAGCAAGAGGCUGCUGAUUGGAAGAAUAAACUUCACCAUCUUAGCGUGACCCACAAUUGCCUUCUGUAUGAGAUCCAGACACAGAACCAAGUACCCAAGGUGAAUCCAAUGCCACCGGGAUACAAACCGCCUCGGGUUCGCCAUGUCAACCCAGAUGCACAAGCCGUGGAUUCCUCGGCACCGCCAAGUGCUUCUGCUGGGGGCCCUUCAGUGCCUGGAGCUAGAGCUGAACCACUGAUGAUAGACCUGACGGACGAGCCGGGCGAUGAUGUGCCCGCGGAAACUCCCGAAGAAUUUCGACGACGCACGGAGAUGUUCCAGUCGUUACGAGCGAAAAAAUACCCUUGGCUUGCCGAUGGUGAAGCGGAGGUCGGCAAUCCUGCCUUGCGCAUGACCUCUGGGUCUCCGGCGCAGGGUUCCCCAAGCUCUGCGGGUGGGCCUCAGGAUUCCGGGCGGAGCCGGGACCACCGGCCAGCGAACCCCCCACGCGACAUUGCGUCAGCCGAUCCUGCCCAUCAUGACGCCGACUUGGCUCAAAACAUGGAGCCAGAGUUGGGGCAGGUCUAGUUGACGUAUGUGAAAAUUAUCUUGAUACCCUUGUUUAUUUAUCGGUCGAAUCACGACCUGGUGGGGCGUUGAGGAUUGUGUAAUCCAUCCAUCAAUCAACAUGAAUUUU